This is a messenger RNA of Sphaerodactylus townsendi, 3835 nucleotides long. It is a transcript of the gene PAK6, whose product is annotated as p21 (RAC1) activated kinase 6. The transcript is spliced from 11 exons. NCBI's taxonomy places the organism in Eukaryota, Metazoa, Chordata, Lepidosauria, Squamata, Sphaerodactylidae. The coding region runs from base 422 to 2410 and encodes 662 amino acids. Gene Ontology annotation, cellular component: cytoplasm. The record is from RefSeq and is a predicted model, not a curated record. Gene Ontology annotation, biological process: intracellular signal transduction; regulation of MAPK cascade; protein phosphorylation. Gene Ontology annotation, molecular function: ATP binding; protein serine/threonine kinase activity.
GGAAUUUUUGCCUGAAGCAAGGGAUGUUUCCUCCUCCUAAGACAAGCAGCAGCCUGCAGUCAGAGAGGAGCAGGGUCUGAAUGGAGUCUCUACCAUGAGCAGCAGAUCACAGCAACACCGUCAAGAAUUCGUGUUGUCAGAUUUUAGAGAAAUUCAAACCUACGUCUCCUGUGGUAUUACUGCAUCCUGAAUGGGAAUUGCCCACUAACAUUUGCUGACUGCUACACUGCCGUAUGCUCUUCAUUGCCAACUUACUGAGGAUCAAGUGUGUUUUGAGACCAAAGAGUGAAAAGGCUGCAGCUUGUGGACCAAGUGGUGCAGAUGUGAGCAGCAAGCAGCAAAGGCUAAAGACGAGUAGGUGACUGGAGCACAUGUGAUGUGUCAAAAGGGACCUUCUUUAAUUGCUUAACCCUCAGACACAAUGUUCCGCAAGAAGAAGAAGAAACGCCCUGAGAUUUCUGCUCCACAGAACUUUGAGCACCGUGUGCACACAUCAUUUGAUCCUAAGGAGGGGAAAUUUAUUGGCCUGCCCCCUCAAUGGCAGAAUAUCCUAGAUACCCUGAAACGGCCCAAACCAGUUGUGGACCCAUCAAGGAUCACCCGAGUGCAGCUUCAGCCUAUGAAGACUGUUGUCAGAGCCAGCACAUUUGAAGUGGAAGGGUACAUCUCUGGGAUCCUGAAUGACAUCCAGAAGCUUUCCCUCAUCAGUUCUAAUACCCUGAGGGGGAAGAGCCCCACAAGCAGGAGAAGAGCCCAGUCACUGGGACUUCUGGGAGAAGAUGAGCCCACUGAAGUGGACUGGGCCGACAAAUAUGGAAACUACCUCAACUGCAAUGGUGGCAGCAAAUCAACUCGAAGGCAGACCUUGUGGCCAGAUUAUAAACCCAUGUUGGAUGAUGAAGUUUACUCCAAUGGCCUAGUAAUGAAAGCACAGUCCCUGGGGCCUUCGGAAUUCCAAGGUGCAAACAGCCGCUUUGUCCCAUUUGCAUCAGGUUUUCAUCACCAGCAAUACAUCCCGGUUCUUGAGGUAAACAGAGAAAAUGCUGGAAAGAGAAGGAGCUCUGAAGAGCGCUAUCCUCAAACUUGCCAAGGUGGGCAAAGUAGUACAAGGCCUCCUGGGGAAGGUAGUCCUAGCUCCAAAUCAAGGGACAACAGCUUGAAACGACGGUUGUUACGAAGUGUAUUCCCCUCAUCCAGCACUUCAAACAAAGCAGGAAGCAGCCAACAGACAAAGGCUAAUCCCUUCUUCAGGCCACCACAGCACUGGGGUUCACCCCACAGCCCAGCAGCCAAAGCCCAGUCCCUUCCCUCUGACCAGCCAGUGCCUGAUUAUGCCAGGAUUUCAGAAGCUGGCACCCCUCAGAAAUCUCCAGCAGCUGAGAAGACAACAGCUUUGCCCCCAGGCAGACCUUCGCCAGCAGGUUCCCCCCGGAACAGACACGCGCAAACCAGCUCCAGCAACCUUCACCUUCCUUUGGAUUCUAAAGCACAGCCAGACAAUGAGGACCCAGCUGUCGUGACUCACGAGCAGUUCAAAGCUGCCCUGAGGAUGGUGGUGGACCAAGGUGAUCCCAGGACGAUGCUGGAAAACUAUGUGAAGAUUGGGGAGGGGUCGACUGGCAUUGUCUGCAUUGCUCGUGAAAAGCAUUCUGGGCGGCAGGUGGCCGUGAAGAUGAUGGACCUGCGCAAGCAGCAGCGACGAGAGCUCCUUUUUAAUGAGGUGGUGAUAAUGAGAGAUUACCAGCAUGUCAAUGUGGUAGAGAUGUACAAAAGCUAUCUGGUGGGCGAUGAGCUCUGGGUGCUGAUGGAAUUCCUCCAGGGAGGAGCCCUCACAGACAUUCUGUCACAGAUCAGACUGAAUGAAGAGCAAAUUGCUACAGUGUGUGAGUCAGUGCUGCAGGCGCUUGCCUACCUGCAUUCCCAAGGUGUGAUUCACAGAGACAUCAAGAGUGAUUCUAUCCUCCUGACCCUUGAUGGAAGGGUGAAACUCUCUGAUUUUGGCUUCUGUGCUCAAAUCAGUAAGGAUGUACCAAAAAGGAAGUCCUUAGUAGGAACACCUUAUUGGAUGGCUCCUGAGGUUAUUUCAAGGUCUCCAUAUACCACAGAGGUAGAUAUCUGGUCUUUGGGGAUCAUGGUGAUAGAGAUGGUGGAUGGAGAACCCCCCUAUUUCAGUGACUCUCCAGUCCAAGCAAUGAAGAGGCUUCGAGACAGCCCUCCUCCCAAAAUAAAGAAUUCUCAUAAGACCUCCCCAGUUUUAAGGGACUUCUUGGAACGGAUGCUAACACGAGAUCCUUUAGAGCGGGCAACAGCACAAGAACUUCUGGAUCACCCCUUUUUGCUCCAGACUGGCCUUCCAGAGUGCCUGGUGCCCCUCAUUCAGCGGUAUAGGAAGCAGACCUCCCCCUGCUGACCCUGAGCUUAAAGAAUACCGAGUAUUUUAGGAACUUCUUUCUGGAAAUACUAAGUGGAUUUGGACAGGAACAGGGUAAUUUAGCCCUGUGAAUGCUACAUGCCCAGUGUUCUUUUCAAGAUGUGAAUGUGAGAGGGAAUUUUCACCACCUUUGGCUGCUUUUUAAUGUUUACUUUUUUGCUAAAGACAAUCAAAAUCUGAAUUCACACAAAUCCUAAUGGUAAAUAUAGAUAUUAUGAAGUUUCAGGAGUGUUCACAUUUCAUUAGAACAUAUAUCUUUUGUAAAAUAAUCUGUACAACAUGAAUUGUAUAUAUCUGCAAACAUCCCGGAAUGAUGGCUUCGAACUACGAACCAGAUUCCUCACAUAAAAAUAUGGAUUUUUGCUGUUUUAUACUGAUGACAAAGGCCAGUGUCCCCGAUUUACGUGAAUCCCAAUCAGGGGUAUUUAGUCCCGUUAGAUAUGAAUCUUCUACCACUUUUCCUUGCAAACGAUGUUUUCCAGUGCUUUUAAAGUUCAAUCUGCAAGGAUAAAUAAUGUUGGAUCUAUGGCUUUUCAAAAGGUAAGAGUAAUUUGUUAUUAUAUAUCUGGAAUGUGGCACUCCACGGCAGAUUCUUAUCCAGAGACUCUGGAAACUUAUGCUUGAAACUUCAGAACAAGUAAACAUAGUGCCUUCCUUAGCAAUGAUAGAUCUGGAAGGCAAUGCAAGGAUUCUCCAAAUAAGAACUUCAGUUUGUUAGUAUCAGGGCUUUUCUAAGUACACUGGAUAUGUCAAGGGACACAGCUCUAAGGCAGCUACUAGAUGGUGUUUUUGAGUUCUGUAGCAAGGUUUAUUCCAUUGAAAGAUGUUUGUUUUGCUGGUGAGAAUGUUUAGUCUCUACCUCCCAUGUUUCUAAGAGCAGGGGAAUGCAUGGAACAGAGAGUAAUGUAUGCUCAUGGUUCUAUACACUCCUUGAUGUAGUUGGACCACUUUUAAUAUUCUUUUCUAAAACCAAUGCAGAAAUUUUGUAUGGCAAGUCUUAUCAGCAUAAAGUCAAGGUCUCUUGACACUUAGUUUAGAUUGUACGAUGUGCAUUACUGUGGGGAGAGUAAUUACAACAUUUUUGCAAUCUAGUCUUGUGAAAUCAAUGUUUUGCAAUUGGACUACAAGAGUUAAAGAAAGAACAGAGGGUGGGAUGGGGUCAAGCUUCAUUUUUACUGCCACAAAAAUUGCCUUCACAUAUAGUAAGCUAACACAAUUGUAGAAAUGACAACGGGGCAGAAGGAGUCUUGAGAACUGAGGGAAAUGUUAAAUAUUUCCAUACGUUCUAAAAUUCUGUACAAAAAAGGCAGUUUUUUAAAUCUAAUAAUCCCAAAAUGGUUACUCAAUUUGUGAGUUGUUGGCAUUUGUUGUUUUAAAUUAAAAUGGAUUUUUGAUUAUUCAUAA